AUGUUUUGCAGCAACUUUUGCUAUAGAGCAUCCAAAUAUUUUGAGGCACAAGUUCCCAAGAGUCCUCUUUGGAUUCGUGAAGAAGAAAAGCCACCACAUUUUAAACUGCUUAAAGAAGGCAUAUGUGGCCAUUCUGGGAAACAGGUAAAAUUACUUGAUGACCCCAUUAAAAUUACAGACAUUGAAAGUCCAGAAGUGCAGCAAGUGCAGAACGUAUCUGAGUCUUCUGAUAGUGAUUCUGAUAGCCACGAUACUGAGCAGGAGUUUGUGUCAACAUUUGUACCAGCUCAGUCACAGACUAAACAAGUGGAGGCAGCAGCUGCUGCAAAGCAUGAACUGAGUAAGGUGCAGAAGAAAGGCGAACAAAGUGAAACAAACCAUUGGGAGAAUAAAACUGAAGGACAUUUGAGCAUGUGUAAAGUUAAUGCUUCUGAAAAUUCAUAUAUAAAAAAUACAAGUCCCAAUCAAUGUCUGCAGUCUGAUCAAGCUUGUUUAUUGCAAGAACAUCGAGCAAUGAUAAGUGCAUAUCAUGAUUCAACUGACAGUAGUAUAUUGCACUUUACUUCAAGGGGUGUUAGCAAAAGAGGUGCAGAACAUCUGAAGAAACUACUGGCAAAAUCUAAACCAUCAGUUACAUUAGCUGUGCCUAAGAAACUGGACAUUGAUGUAACGGUUAUUAAAAACAGAGUGCUGUCCAUACUUAAAGAAACAUUAUCUGAAUGGAGAACUGACGACACUUUAAGAUAUCUUUAUGGCUCCCUGUACAGGACUGCUGCUCAAGAGGGUACUCAGUCACUAACUGGUAAAAAAGAGCCUAAACUCAACAAAGAUCUUGCAGACUCUUUGGAUACACUGACUGUCAAAAUUUGUGAUACAUAUUCUGGGGCAACUUCAGAAAAUAGCUUGGAUCACUCUUUACCUUUCAGUGGGUCAGCAGUGAAACCUCUGCCAAAAUAUGAACAGUUAAAAUUAGAAUCUGAAAUGAUGCAGCUCAGAAUAAGUGAGUUCUUCAAAGGACAUUAUAUUUUGCCUGAAGAAGUAGUUGACAAAUUUGAAGAAUGUCAAACAGAAGAGGUUGACAGUCAGGUGGAGCCCACAUUACCCUUGGUAGAUUCCAAGUCGCAAAAUCAGUUACGGAAACGGAUUGUUAUAGAGAAGUUGAAAAAAGUAUUGCCAGGUAUUCUUGGUCCUAUGCAACUCUCAAUGCAUGAUAUUUCCUGUGAGCUGUAUAAUCUCGUUCACACUUUCAGGCUAACAAGUAAGAACAUUAUUCAUAACUCUCCUGAAUGGUCCGUGAUCGCGCUUGUGCUUCUUUCUGUGUUGUCACCACACAUCCCCCUAAUUGAAGAUUCACUGAAGAGCCAAAAAUCUUUGGAGAUGAUUUCUUCUUGUUUGAAAGAACUACAGUUUCAAGCAGAAGAUCUUGAAACCUUGAAGAAUGUCUUCAGUUGUGAUAGCAGCUAAGCCAAAAAUAAAAUUAAAAUACUUUUCAUAAAGUUGUUUUGCCAGUAAUACAUUACAGCUCUGUGAAGUUUAUUUGUAAAUAAAAACUAGUUCUGUUACUGUA
Molecule: messenger RNA, 1567 nt
Organism: Protopterus annectens (West African lungfish)
Lineage: Eukaryota; Metazoa; Chordata; Ceratodontiformes; Protopteridae
Gene: RPAP2
Product: RNA polymerase II associated protein 2
Cellular component (GO): nucleus; cytoplasm
Molecular function (GO): RNA polymerase II CTD heptapeptide repeat phosphatase activity; RNA polymerase core enzyme binding
Source: RefSeq, a predicted model, not a curated record